AUUUAUAUACUGGUCACUCAUGUGUCUCUAGCGCUAUGCACGACAAAUACUACUAACAUCAAUUUAGAAAUAAUUCUAUUCGAGUAUCGUAAAAUUUGUUACUUACAUUGAAAAGAUACAGAGGCAUCACUAGAAAUCUAGUGAUACAAUUUGAUAAAAUGACAACUAAUGUUGUGGCGAAUAAUCCAUUUACUGGUGAUUGGUCCUGCGAAAUAUCUAGUCCAGGAGACAUAGCAUCUUGUAAAAUUCCAAUAAAAAAAGAUUUGCCUGACACUAUGAGGUUGAAGGGGAAUAUCGGAUUCAUGGGAAAUGAAAUCGUAGAGUUUGAUAUAACUCUUUGCGAAGCAUUUGAAAAUGAAGAAUUUGCUAAAGAUCUUCUUAACCAUGGAAUACCGAAAGGCAAAUUCCCUCAGCAAUGUCCAGCCAAAGCGGGCAUGGAUUAUGAAAUAAGCAAAUAUAAAUUUCCGAAAGAAAAAUUACCACCAGUUGUUAUACCAGAUGGUGACUUUUCUGGAGACAUCCAUUUGUAUGAACCAGGCAAAGAUCCUUAUGCAACUGUACACGUCGAAGGGAAAAUAUUUCACGAAUUACCCAAACUUCCUGGAUUUGGACGUUAAUCAUUAAUUGAUUUCGAUUUUUGAUGAUAUCCACAUGGCAAUAACUAUAUA
Molecule: messenger RNA, 668 nt
Organism: Microplitis demolitor
Lineage: Eukaryota; Metazoa; Arthropoda; Insecta; Hymenoptera; Braconidae
Exons: 4
Coding region: 159-617 (152 amino acids)
Source: RefSeq, a predicted model, not a curated record